GUUAAACUUCUAUAAGUGAAAGGAACACAACGAUUCCUGCUCACAAUUUUAAAAUGUGGAACAAUUUAAUAAUCAGCUGAUCAUCGCCGUCCUUCUAUUAGCGCCAUCACCUACCUGUCAAUAAUAUUUAGCAAAUAAAAAAAUGCGUAUAAGUUAAAUAUAAAUGGAGGAAAUAUCAGAUUUGUCGAACAAGAAGCUCAAAAAACUCGCCAAAUUCUCGCCUCAGGAAUCGCAAGUGAUAACAACAUUGAUACUCGACGAUAACGAACUGCAACGUUUGGAUAACAUCGACUCGUUGUUUCGGCUACAGAAGCUGUCAGCAGUGCGCAAUCAAUUGUUGCGCAUGUAUGGCGUAUGUCGCCUCCAUUCUCUGCACACUUUGAAUCUCGCUCAUAACGGAAUACUCACAAUCGAGGGGCUCAAGGAUCUGGUUAAUUUAAAGUGGCUUUGCUUGGCUGGGAAUAGUAUAAAAACUAUUGAACAUCUCAAUACUAACACGAAUUUAGAGCAUUUAGAUUUGUCGGAGAAUAACAUUACGCACAUCAAUGAUUUAGCAUUCUUGAAAGAUUUAAAGGAGCUUUUUCUACACAAUAACAAAAUUAAUCAUCUUAGACAGAGUGAUCGUUUCCUGCCUACUAGUUUAAUAACCCUGACUUUGGCUAAUAAUAACAUUGAGGAUUUGAAUGAAAUUUCUCAGCUUGUUCAUCUUGUUAAUCUACAAAAUAUUUCCAUCGCUAAUAACCCUUGUGUUAACUUUGGCAACACUAACAUUGGAUUUGAUUACCGUCCGUUUGUGAUCAACUGGUGUUUGAACAUUAAAACAAUUGAUGGUUAUGUAGUGGAUGCUAUUGAAAGUUUAAGAGCUGAGUGGUUGUAUUCACAAGGUAGGGGUCGUCAUUUUCGAGUUGGCGAUCAAAAAGAUCUUGUUCAGUAUUUAGCAAGCGUUUGUCCACUCACUGGUGAAGCUCUUGAAACAGAAGAGGAUCGAAAACUACGUUUAAUUUUGAGUAAAGCACAACAUCACCAACAACAAUUAAGGGAACAAUCUACUGGAUCUUCAAAUCCUUCACCUCUGACAAGGAAAAAGUUGCAUGGAGCGAAACAUUCGCCAAGGUUAAAUUCUGCUCGAGCUACUGCUAAGUUAAAAUCACCAGAUCGCAUGUCUUCAAGCUGUUAUGGAAAUGCAAACGUUAUGGAAAAUUCAAAUAUUAUGAGUCAAAGUUUAGAUCCAACAAUUUUAAGGCAAAGUGUUACUCCGUCAAAAACACCAAGCGAAAAACGUUUAGAUGAUGAGCCUGUUAAUAGUCCCCUUCAAGCUCUUUCAAAGAUGGUUCCAGUACCAGAAUCUCUAAUGAGUCCAGAUUACCGUCCAGCUCCAAUUCUUGGUAAAACUGUCUUAACUUCAGUCAAUAAUAAAAAAUUACCUCAAGCUGUGCGAUCACCUAAACUUGGUCGAAAUUUACAAAACAAGAAUAAACCACAAGCUAAUGAUGGAGGAAAGAGCAGUUCACCUUCGCCUGCUAGAGCAAGGAAAGCAAUGAAUCAUGAAAAUAAUGCCAAUAAGACUUCAAUUUUGCGAAAGUCUCUAAGUAGUGAUGACGAGUCGGAAGUAUUUGUUUCAAAAUUGCAAAAAAUUCAAAUAAGAGCCGAAGAAAAACGAAUAAUGAAUCAAAAAGACGCCGAAAUUUUAAAUAAUUGCAACAGCGAAGACCGAGUUGAACAAGCAGCUGUUUUUAUACAAAAAAUGUGGCGAGGAUACUUUACCCGAAACAGAAACAAGGAAGUACAAGAAAUUUUUCGAACAUUACAAACACAAAGAGCAAAUCAAUACAUACAACAAUUGACUGACGAUAUGGAAACAACUAAAGCUGCAUUAGAAAGUGAACGAAAAAUUCAAAUGUUACAAACUGAAGCAAUAAGCGCCCUCUGGAAGCAAAUGUCAGCUUUACAACCAAAUAGUGGUCAAUCAAGUACUGCCAAUAUGACAAAUUUAUCGACAGAUAAUGUAGAAGUUGUAAAAGAGUUGGCCAAAACGUGUACUGUUUUGCAAAAUCAAAUUCAACAAUUACAAAGUUCAAUGCAAGAUAUUGUCAAAGUUAUGACUGUUUUUAGUCAAACGACUUCAAUUAAUCCCAAUGGAAUUGCGACUCAAACUGAAAUUGUGGCUGUACAUACGCCACAAGGGGAAGCUGCAAAAGUUUUUCCCUUUCACAAACAAACCCGGCCAUCUUCUCUUCCACUGCCGAUCAACCAACGCAAAAAAGACAACGUCAACACGGAAUUGCAACAGUACGCUGAUAAUCUAGUAGAUGGUGUUAUUAAAACAGUGUCCGAAACAAGAGCUGAUUGUGUUGGAAGUGACCUGACCGAAAUAACAGUCACCGAUACAGCGAAAAUGGACGAAACACAAGUAUCAAACUGAAAAUACAUUAAGUACUAAUUUUAUUUAAGUGACAGAGUUGUUGUCGUGUGUACUACAGAGGUUUGACACACGCUGUAUUUAAAAAUCAGUGUGACGCAAAUUGUUUUUGUACCAAAUAUAAUUUUAUUAUUAUACACAGACACGUUUAGAUUGGAGCUUUUCUUGUGUGCAUACAAAGUACAAAUUGUCUUUUUGAAAGAAUACCGAAAUGUAAUGAUUGUGGUACUCUCUCAAAUGUUCAAGACAUUUCGAGGUCCGCACCUACAUUAAAAAAUUCAAUUUUUAAGCUUUAAUAAAUGUUGAAACAUCAA
Molecule: messenger RNA, 2733 nt
Organism: Tribolium castaneum (red flour beetle)
Lineage: Eukaryota; Metazoa; Arthropoda; Insecta; Coleoptera; Tenebrionidae
Gene: Cep97
Product: Centrosomal protein 97kDa
Exons: 13
Coding region: 164-2422 (752 amino acids)
Biological process (GO): mRNA splicing, via spliceosome
Cellular component (GO): U2 snRNP
Molecular function (GO): protein binding; U2 snRNA binding
Source: RefSeq, a predicted model, not a curated record